Caretta caretta (loggerhead turtle) is the source of this 6880-nucleotide messenger RNA. It is a transcript of the gene RSPH14, whose product is annotated as radial spoke head 14 homolog. Gene Ontology annotation, molecular function: protein binding. Lineage: Eukaryota; Metazoa; Chordata; Testudines; Cheloniidae. The record is from RefSeq and is a predicted model, not a curated record.
GCAGGGGGGCGAGGAGCGGGACCCGGCGGGGUACCCACUUGGCUCCGUUCGGAUUGGGAUUUUUUUAAACAGGACAGACCCUUACGAGGUGUUGUUUUUAAACUUCAGACCAAACCAACGGCUUCGGGGGGUGCCCUGAAAACGACCCUGCUCCCGUAAUUCGGUCAGAGGGGCGGUUUUUAACGUUUCUGGAGGGCGGGAAAAAGCCCCCUUCCCCCAGCUACCCCACUGUAAACCUGCCCCCGGGGGGGGGGGUUUCCUUUCGUUUUUUGGCUUUACACCAGUCAGACCCAAACUAUCCAGCCGAGACAGCGCAGCAGAAUUCGACAGAGACAGAAAUAAACGGGGGGGGGGGGGCGUCCUCCCCCCGGCCCCCCAUCAUCCUCUGUCCUAGACUCGUCACCGUUUGACUCCUUCCCAGAGUAGCUCUGCUUGGGGCUGGGAGCUUAGUGCGACUUGAAAGCAGGAGCUCCUGCUUCCUCGGGUACUUUAGCCACCCCCUCUGGGAGAGUGAUUUUUGGGGUGUCUUUAGCGAACAGAGGGAAUCCAUCCCUUCGUACCUAAGGAUGGCACAUGCUCGUAUCUCAGCCAAACUGCCCCCCGACAUUGACCCCACUAAAGCCCCUAUUGCUUUUGGGGAGAGGGCCCUACCUAAACUGAAUGAGGAGUUAAAGUCCCCUGAGCUGCUGACCCGGCAGAGGGCACUGAUGGCCCUAUGUGACCUGGUGCAUGACCCAGAGAAUGUUUACCAAGCAAUAAAACUAGGAUUCCUGGAUAAUCUGAAAUAUUUGCUUCUUGACGAAGAUAGCACUGUUCGAGAAAAAACAACCGAAGUCCUUUAUAUAAUGGCUACUCAUAAUGUUGGCAGGGAUGGCUUUAUAGAAAAUGGAGUCAUUCCUGCCCUGUCCCAGCUCUUGAAUGAUCCAGUGGAUAUCUGUCGGAGAAACAUGCACCGGGCGUUUGAAAUAAUGGCAGAGUUACCGGCGGGUGCUGUUGGCAUAGUGGAAAGCAAUUUGAUUUCUUCACUUGUUCUUAAACUGAAAACUGAAAUGGAUGAAAUCCAAGAGUUGAUACUGGACACGCUCUCUGGCUGCCUAUGUGUAGAGGCUUUUGAAGCUCUAGCAACAGGCGCUGUUCCCAUUCUGAAGGAAAAGCUCACUCAUCCAUCAGUGGCCAUCAGGAGCAAAGCUGCCCGUGCCCUUUUGGGAAUUAGUGUCCCUCUGGAAGGAAAAAAUGUUGUGUGGGAUGAAGAGGUUAUCCCAGUGCUGGUCAGCCUGUUGGAGGAUUCAGAUCCCGAGGUCCAAGCCAAUGCAGCAGGAGCACUGAUGAAUGCCACCAUUACGACCCAAGGGAAAUUUGCAGCUCUUAAUGCAGAUGCCAUUCCACCUUUACUGAAGCUGGUCAAUGAUGAAACCAGCAAAGUACGCUUGAAUGCAAUCAAAGCCCUAACCAUACUGUCUGAGGCACCUGAGGGUCGCAAGACACUGCUGAAUCAUGUGGACCUCUUUCGAGGGCAGUUGAAUGACUCCAGCGAGGCUGUAAGCAGAGCAGCAAAAAUUGCCAUCAAAGUCAUCGAAUGGAAACCUUAAACCCAGGGCAUCAUGAAGCAAUAAAAUAGCAGCAAAACCCCUGCACAUUGUGUGACAGACUUUUUCUCAAAUGUUCUGUAUUAAAUCCCUACCUGUUUUAGCACAUCAAGAGUUUUACUUCAUCUACAACUGCUCCUCAGUAUUUCUGCCCAUAGAAAUCUAUAGGGAACAGUGUGGUCUUGGGGUUAGAAUAGGGAACAGGGAGUCCCUGAAAUAUUUACUUUAUUACUCCAGUAUGGCCAUUCUGUGUAACUAUCUUUUACCUAUGAUAAGUGAAGGUACUAUAGCUGGGGGUUACAUCCCACACUGUACCUUCUCUGUCCUUCUUCAAGGCACCAAACUGUAUGGCAAGCAAAUGUUGCAGUCCCUCAAAUUCUAGAACUUUAAAACCCACUCAGGGGUUCAUUUUUCCUAGAGCUCAGUAACAUUUUGUAAAGGAGUCAAACCACUCAUGCCCUCUCAUUGAGCUCCUUGGCAUAAGCCAAAGGGAAUCAACCUAUCUUGGAGCAUCCUAACAUUCCCUGAAAGAGCUGUCACAUCUUCAGAGCCCCCUAGCAUCUUCUGCAGGGGCUGCCCAAUCCUGGAGCUCUUUGAUUGUUUAUGCUUCUGCAGGUGAUUUUUCUGUGACAUCUCUUGAGUGGAGACUACCAUCCACUAUGGUACUAUGUAUCUUCUGAAGGCUCCAUGUCUUUCAGGAUCUCCAUGAUGUUCUUUGAUGAAGCCUAACCCCUUCUUAAUAGUUCAGUCCAUUUUCUGAAGGGGCGAGGAAGGCAGGUUACAUAGUUACACCUAACUGGACAUUAUUCAGCUAAUAAAGCCCGACUUUUCAGUGCAAACAUCACAGAUAGUCCAUAGUCCAAUGGUAUCGUCCAUAAGCAGACUUUCCAUCUGUAAGAGGGCAUCGACAGUCCUGACAAAGCCCAGGACACUGGGCAGUUCACCCCAUGUGGGCCCUCGAUACACUCUCCUGGAAGACGUGGCUAUCUAUGCAGCUCCAGAGUCCAUAGUUUUUGUGGCACCAACACUGUUGUGGAAGGUCCCCACUCCAUUGAUGCAAUAUUUGCCAGUACCAGGGCCUUGCUGGGAACUGGAGGCUCAGCCUCCAUCUCUUUCCUAUCCACCUCUGACAGAAACAGGUCCCAUCAGCCCCAGUGAAGGAACACAAGGACAAAUCUAUUGGACAAAUAUGAGUCAGUACUGUCACUCCCUUCAGCUAGCCGACAGAGGUCUAUCAGUCAUGACAUGGCUUCCAGAUCAACUCCAUUUCCCUGCCUUGUCAAGAGUAAUUCUAGACCAGGGACCAAUGGUACCGAGCAUGGGGAUCACCUCUCUUCCACUAUGAUCCACCACAGUGGAUUUAAUCAAGCUCCUGGGAUCCAUGCUUCCGGGCAUCUGAGUAUGAGGAUCCUGAGUUCCUCACCCAGCAAAGUAGUAAUCUCCAUGGGAGCAGCUGAUGGAGGAGGAUCAACCAGCACCACCUGCUCUCCAGACAAGGCAGUAUCACCAGUCUCUCCCUCGCGUCCAGAUGAUUGUAACCAGUAGCAGGCCUUCUCAGGAGAAUUGCAGCACUCUCCAGACUCCUCUGGAGGAGGUCCAGAAUGAAACCCUUAAGCUCCUAGACAUAUUUCAGGCUACAGCUCUUUUUAAAAUGGCACUCAUGAUUAAUGAGGCUAUCAUGGAAUCUCCCAGUGUAGUCUGGCAUAUGUCUGCAUCCGAGCCCCCAGCCCCAAAGCAGGCUGAGAAGCAUUACUUCUCUCCCUCCCCACCCCAGGGGAGUGGAAUUUUUCCCUCCUUAACCCCAAUUCCCUGGUGAUGCACACAGUUACAGAACCAAGUCGGCUAUACCAGCCCAAGUCCACUCUUCCGGAUAGAGAUACCAUGCAACUAGACAUCUUUGGAAGGAAGCUGUUUUUCUUGGCUAGCUUAGCAUUCCGGAUAGCAAACUAACAUGCUUUAAUGUCCAAAUAUGACUAUUUACAUUACAAUAAGCUAUCAGAAUUUGUGAACAAGCUCCCUCAAGAAUGUGGACCUCAGUUCCAGGACAUCCUGGAUGAAAGAAAGCUAGAUGCACAAACUUCCCUCCAAGUGCCCCUCGAUGUGGCUGACAGCGGCACACUCUAGGGCUACUUCGAUAGUCAUGAGAAGAGAUUCAUGGCUACAGGCCUCUAGUUUCCCCAAAGAGAUCCAAACCACAAUUGAGAACCUCCUAUUUAAGACUACCAACUUAUUUAGUGACAAGACUGACGAGUCGCUACAUACCCUCAGAGACACUUGUGCUACCCUCUGCUCUUAAGGUAUUUUUACUCUGGCACCCAGGAGAAAGUAUUCUAGGAUUCCUCCACCUCAUCAUCAUUCAUUGCCUCCAUCCUUUUUCCAUCAGAGGACAGAUGCAAUGGAGUAGACACCCAGCACCACUGCCCUCCUAAAUGCUCUCUAAGCUGUGUGGCAGCGUGGCUGCGCAGCAGGCUAUCAAGUGCCACGCACUUCAGGUGCCCCUCUCCCCACUGCUCCGCCGCUCCUGGGAGCCUCCUGCUUACUGUGCGGAGCUAUGGGGGGGUGCUGAUGUCAGGGCAUCCUCUCUCCCCCUGCCCCUGUACCCCAUCUCUGCAGAUGAGGGGGACGUGACAGGGCUCAGGAGUGGGAUGAGGGAGCUUGCUGGUGGCUCCUGCUGUAUCUGUUUUGAGUGCCGAUCUACUUAAAAGGGCAACAUAUUUAAAGGGGCAACGCAUGUCUCUCUCACACAUACAACAGUGUCUGUCUGUCUCUCUUUCUCACACACACAUUGUCUUUCACACUCACCUCCUAACACAUACUUGUAUUGUUGUUGUUGUUGCUUCUUGAUACUUCCUGCAAUGCACAUAUAUUCUCUGUAAUUUUAUUCUUUCAAAGUGCUGUUAUUUGAGUUUUUUGACUGGUCUAUGCAUUUAAUAAUUUGUAUUUCUCUCUUAUGCUUAAAUUUAAUUCUUUGAAUAGUGAGUUCUAAAAUGCCUAACCUGUCCUGGUUGGAGUAAUUAUCCCUAUGGUAACUUUUAAAAAAUAUAUAUUGUAUCUAGGUUUUUUGUUUUUACUGGUGGCGCACAGCUGCACAUUACCUUGAUAUUGGUACACAACAAAAUUCAUUCUGCACAGUAAUGGAAAAAAUUAGAGGGAACAUUGCUGCCCUCCACUUCUCAGUGUCAUCCACCUCCUAGGAAGGUGUUUUGAUGUGGUGCCCAAGACUCCACAGUCAGUCUCUAACACCUGCUACCAUCCUCUUUGGGGGCCACCUAGCCCAUUUUUUCUCCGAUGUGGUGUACCAUCACAACAAAUGGAUCCUGAAUAUUAUAUCAAAAGGCUAUACUCUAGAAUUGCUUCCCCCCAAAAAAACCCUCACCUUCCCAUCCCUUUUCAGGGACUCCUCUCACAAGAGGAUUCUCAAACAAGGGGCGGUCUCCCUUCUUCAGUUGGAGGCAAGAGUCCACCCAACAAUCUCACAUAGGCAAAAGGCUUUUGCUCAAGGUACUUCUUCACUCCAGAAAAGAACAAAUGUCAGAGACCCAUUCUGGACCUUAGCAGUUGAAUGCCUUUAUAUGACAUAAACUUCAGAAUGACCACCUUGGCCUCUAUCAUACCCUCCCUCACAUCUGGUGGGGUAUUGACUGGUUUACAACCCUUGAUUUGAAGGGGACACAUUUUCAUUUGGACCUUCAGCACACUUACAAAAGGUCUCUGUGCUUUGCAUUGGGCCAGAAGCACUUUCAAUACAGGGUGCUCCCUUUUGGUCUCAGUGACCCCAAUGGUAUGUACAAAAGUUUUUGUGGUGGUGGCCACGGAUAAGGGAGUUUGAGAUUUCCUUACCUGAACAACUGGCUGCUCACGGGUUGGUCCUACCAAAAGAUACAGGCAAUUACCACAGCCACACUUCAAUUCUUUCAUUCCCUAGGAUUUCAAGUCAAUUUAGAUAAGUCCAUAUUAACACCCUUGAAAAACAUACAGUUCAUUAGAGAAGACCUGAACUUUAGUCACAGCAAGGGCCUACUUACCUCUGGACUGAUUCCUAGCCAUGAAGGAUCUCAUCAGCCAGCUUCAUCUCAGCCCUCCUCCUACAGCCUGGUCUGCUUAGUUCUGUUAGGCCACAUGAUGGCGUUCUCCUGUGUCACUUCUGCCUCUGUGAUGCCUUCGUAUCUGGUUAAGGGCAGUCUAUGCCCCAAGAAGGAACUCUCUAGACAAGAAGCUCUCUCUUCCUCAAGACAUACUGACAUUGCUCACAUGGUGGGAAAAGAAAGGUAGGUGUGGGGGUCCCUUUUGUUCCCGUAUCACCUACAAAGACUCUUAUUAUAGAUACCCCCAUGCUAGUAGAGAGGCAUCUCAAUGGUCAGACAGCUUGAGGCUCCUGGUCCUCACAGGAAUCCAGACUACAUAUCAACCUACUUAGGCUUUGAGCAGUUCUCAAAGCAUGCAAGACAUUCCUGCCCAUCUGUCACACUAUGCCCCAUAUUCUUCAUAGAAAUAUUGUUAUAAUAUGAUUAUAGCAUAUCUAAGAUGUAUUUUAUGCAAGAUGAGUCUUGUGGAUAUCAUUGGAAAGGUUAUGAUUUACUAAAUCUGAUUAUCCUAUUUGUAUGCAUGUAUCAUUUUUUUUAUCUAAUGUUAGGAAUAUUGACUAUACACCUGUACUACAAAAGUGUUUGCACCUGGGGAAUGCCCACCAGACAGAAUGCAAUCAGUCUGGCUGACUAGCUGGGGACCAGUCAAUGGACCAUUAGGGAGAACAACAGAUCUUUGAAAAUGCUAAUCUUCCACCUUCCUGGGAUGCUACAAACAGCCUUUGACUCAUGGCUGCUUUGACACUACAGGGUCAUGUGAUCAUGUCACCUGGUACUGGACUUCAUGAUAGAAUACCAGUAUUUUUCCACUGGGAGGGAUGGGGGGGACCACACUGGAAAACAAAGGAUUCCCGCCAUAUGUAAAACCUAUUUAAGGCAGGGGAGUGACAUAAUCAGUGUUUGUUCUUCACUGAAUCCCCGUCCAGGAUGACUGCUGCGAACAUCUAAGAAACAAAGACAAGGCGGGGUGGGGGAAGAGCUGAGCCCAGGGUGGAAAGGUGUCUGGCCUGUGAAAGAAAUACCUGGAGUUUUAAGCUGCAAGCAAGAGCAACUUGCCUGCAAGAACCUCUGUAAUUUGUCUAAAAACAACAUUUAGGGUGAGAAAUUACUACUUGUAACUGUUUCUUUAGUAUUAAGCUUAGCUUGCGUGUUUGUUUCAUUUGCUGGGUAAUCUGCUUUGAUCUGUUUGCUAACCCUUAUAAUCACUUG